CGAACGCUGCUGGGUCUCUCUGCCUCAGCCCCCCGACACACACACACUCACACACCAUACACACACACCGACCCAACACAUGGAGUACUACCACGUUGUGUUUCUCUGGAUCUCUUGCAGCCUGCUGCCAGGGCUCCAUGACGGUUUCAACAUCGACACCAAGAACUACAGGAUCAUCAAGGGUCCCAAGCAGGCCCAGUUUGGAUACACCGUGCAGCAGCACGUUGCUGGGGGACAGAAGUGGUUAUUGGUGGGAGCUCCAUAUGAAACCAAUGGUCACCACCAGACAGGGGAUGUGUACAAAUGCCCAUUGGGCAAACGGUCCAACGGCAGCUGUUCCAAACUCAACCUAGGAAGGAUAUCUCUAACCAAUGUCGCCGAGCGAAAAGACAAGAUGAGGCUGGGGAUGACCCUGACAACCAACCCCAAAGACAACAGCUUUGUGGCCUGUGGACCCCUAUGGUCCUAUGAGUGUGGCAGCUCAUACUACAGCACUGGGAUAUGCUCCCGGGUCAACGCCAGCUUCAAAUUCUCCAAAACCAUAGCUCCAGCCUUCCAGAGGUGCGAGACCUACAUGGACAUAGUGAUUGUUCUGGAUGGUUCCAACUCCAUCUACCCCUGGACGGAGGUGCAAUCCUUUCUUAUCAACAUUCUACAGAAGUUCUACAUCGGACCAGGCCAGAUACAGGUUGGAGUGGUGCAGUAUGGGGAGAAGGUGGUGCACGAGUUCCAUCUGAAUGACUACAAGUCAGUGGAGGAGGUGGUGAAGAGAGCAAGCAACAUCCACCAGCGAGGCGGAGAGGAGACCAACACGGCACUCGGCAUCAACGUCGCUCGCUCAGAAGCAUUCAAGCGAGGAGCCCGACGAGGCGCCAAGAAGGUGAUGAUCGUGAUAACUGACGGGGAGUCACAUGACAGCCCUGACCUUCAGCAGGCCAUUGAGGACAGCGAGAAGGAUGGCAUCACCCGCUACGCCAUCGCUGUGCUUGGCUACUACAACCGGCGUGGAAUCAACCCAGAGGCAUUCCUGAAUGAAAUCAAGUAUAUCGCCAGUGACCCCGAUGACAAGCACUUCUUCAAGGUGACUGACGAGUCUGCCUUGAAGGACAUUGUGGAUGCGCUUGGGGAUAGGAUCUUCAGUUUGGAAGGGACCAAUAAGAACGGGACGGCCUUUGGCCUCCAGAUGUCCCAGGCUGGCUUCUCUUCACACUUUGUGGAGGAUGGGAUCCUGGUGGGGGCACCGGGGGCCUACGACUGGAAUGGAGCUGUCCUGAAGGAGACCCGACAGGGGAAGGUGGUCCCACUCAAGUCCUCCUACUCACAGGAAUUCCCAGAGGAGCUGAAGAACCAUGGUGCCUACCUAGGUUACACAGUAACAUCAGUGGUGUCGGCCAGGAACGGUCGACUGUACGUGGCCGGGGCACCGCGGUUCAACCAUACUGGCAAGGUCAUCAUCUUCACCCUGAAGAACACUGGUAACCUCACCAUCCUGCACUCCCUCAAAGGACAACAGAUUGGGUCGUACUAUGGGAGUGAGAUCUCCCCGGUGGAUAUAGAUGGGGACGGAGUGACAGACAACCUCCUGGUGGCAGCGCCCAUGUUCUUCAGUGGAGGCUGGGAGAAGGGCAAGGUGUACAUCUAUAGAGUGACUGAGCUGAAUCGUUUCAUCCUGGAGGGAGCGCUGGAGAUCCAGGACCGUGGUCAGAACGCUCGGUUCGGCUCCUCGCUGGCCCCGGUCCCUGACCUGAACGGGGACGGCUUCAACGACGUGGUGGUGGGGGCCCCACUGGAGGAUGACCAUAGAGGAGCUAUCUACGUCUUCUUCAGCCAACGCAACAGGAUUCUACGUAAAUACAAACAGAGGAUAGCUGCGUUAGACAUGGCCAGUGGCCUGCGCUACUUUGGCCGUAGUAUCCAUGGCAAUAUGGACAUGGACGAGGAUGGCCUGGUGGACUUGGCAGUGGGCUCCCUGGGGGCAGCCGUGCUUCUAUGGUCUCGCAGUGUCGUCCGAAUUCACGCCAACAUCAGGUUUGAACCGAGCAAGAUCAACAUCUUUGUGAAGGACUGUGAGAGGGGAGGCAAGGAAGUGACCUGCAUGUCAGCCAUAGUGUGUCUAAACGUCACCGCCCGGACAGCCAUACCUCCUACACAGGGAGUGGCUAUUACAUACAACACCACCAUUGGGGAGCGCCGAUUCAACCCCAGAGCCAUAAUGGACGACCCUGACAAACUGCUGUUUCAAAACCUGACCCUGCUUUCUGGAGAGGAGACCUGUCAACACAUCUACUUCCAUGUCAUGGAGACCACGGACUACGUGAGGCCCAUCGUGUUCACUGUGGAGGUGGCACUUAAGGAUCCCAACCAGGGCCCUACGCUGGACGACACCUGGCCCACCACCGUCAGGACUGAGCUCCCCUUCUGGAAUGGUUGUGAUGAGGACGACCGCUGCAUACCAGACCUGUCCUUACAGAGUACAACUGACCUGCUGUCUUGGAGGCAGUUCUGUGGGAAUGCAGUCCACUCCAGGGGUGCGAUGUGUCGGCGUCUGUCCGAAGGAGGGGCGGAGGGGUCAGAGCGAGUGAUGGAGGGAUCGAGGAGGAGGAUGGUGAUGGACGUUCGUCUGGAGAACAGGGGAGAGAACGCUUACGGCGCCCACCUCAACAUCACCUACACUCCUAACCUACGAUUCUCUAGUCUCAUAGUCAAGGACAACUCGGAUAUCAAGAUAGAGUGUCGCAGUGAGGACAGACAGAGGCAUGAGAGGACCUGCAACGUCAGCGCUCCCUUCAUGAGAGCCAAGACUCAGGUAUCUUUCCGUCUGGAGUUUGAGUUCAGCCGAUCAGUGUUCCUGGACCACGUACGAGUCAUUCUAGAAGCCAGCAGUGAUGGAGAGGAGGUUACCUUAGCAGACAAUUUCAACGACAUCUUUCACCCGCUGAAAUACGAGGCUGACCUCCUAUUUACAAGGGACUCCAACCCCUCUCGCUGUGAAAUCAAAGCAGACCUCUCGCUGGAGGUACCGGGAAAUAUUGGCCCUCCAUUCAACUUCACCUUCCAGAUCCAGAAUCUGGGCUUCUUUCCGGUGAGGGACCUGCAGUUGAAUAUAGAAAUUCCAGAGAUGACCAAAAACGGGAACCAGCUGUUGCAGAUAUCGGACUUCAAUAUUGACCAGACAGACGGUACCCGCUGCAUACCCCCUCAACAUGUGGCACAGAGCAGGGCGUCCCCAGAAGACCUCUCUCGAGUCUCACGCCUGAACCACUCCAAUACUCUGCCUCUGCCGGUCCAAUGCACUGUCAACCUGAACCCCUACAGGGAAGUCAGCGUCAGAAUCAGGGGGGCAUUACGGUUGGACGCCUUGCAUGCUCUGAGGUUCAAAGUCCUGGAACUGGUGACGAGCGCAUCAGUAGAACUUCCACCUUCAAGCCCCAUGUUUCUUCAUGAAGAAAGGCCUGUCAGACAUAUAAUCCUGGAGAUUAGGAAAGAAGGGGAUUACAGAAUCUCAAUCUGGAUUAUCAUUGGGAGCACGCUGGGAGGGUUGUUGCUGCUAUCCCUGCUCAGUCUAGCUCUAUGGAAGCUUGGCUUCUUCCAGAGGCAGAAGAGGAGAGAAGAGGAUGAGCAGGAGACCAAUGGAAAGGAGGAGGCGGAGGAGCGGUAACUAAUGCAGGCGAGGGACCAGCUAUCACACACACAGGGGACCCAACACUCAGGGACCGCCCCAUCCCCCCGCCCCGACACUACAGUGGUACAGUCCAGACGGCUCUGCAAGAUGAGACCGUCAGAUCAAGACCUGCUCAGUGCACUGGAUGACCAACUGUACCUGUAUGACCCAUGAUGAGACGUCAGCACUGCCAACCAUAAUGCCCUGCCCUCCACUGCCCUGCCCUCCACUGCCCUCCACUCCACUGCCCUCCACUGUAGUGCUGAGACUACUGGACCCUCCUCACCUCCCCUUCCCUGCCCCUUGUUACCCACCUCUAACCUCUACCCUGUAGCUAGACACCCUUCCCCAUGGUUACCCACCUCUAACCUCUACCCACCCUGCCCCUGGUUACCCACCUCUAACCUCUAACCUCUACCCACCCUGCCCCUGGUUACCCACCUCUAACCUCUACCCACCCUGCCCCUGGUUACCCACCUCUAACCUCUAACCUCUACCCACCCUGCCCCUGGUUACCCACCUCUAACCUCUACCCACCCUGCCCCUGGUUACCCA
Messenger RNA from Coregonus clupeaformis (lake whitefish), 4216 nucleotides. It is a transcript of the gene itga11a, whose product is annotated as integrin, alpha 11a. The coding region runs from base 80 to 3658 and encodes 1192 amino acids. The record is from RefSeq and is a predicted model, not a curated record. Gene Ontology annotation, cellular component: integrin complex; external side of plasma membrane. Gene Ontology annotation, biological process: cell-cell adhesion; cell-matrix adhesion; integrin-mediated signaling pathway. Lineage: Eukaryota; Metazoa; Chordata; Actinopteri; Salmoniformes; Salmonidae. The transcript is spliced from 29 exons. Gene Ontology annotation, molecular function: integrin binding.